Molecule: messenger RNA, 2124 nt
Organism: Pangasianodon hypophthalmus (striped catfish)
Lineage: Eukaryota; Metazoa; Chordata; Actinopteri; Siluriformes; Pangasiidae
Gene: slc52a3-2b
Product: solute carrier family 52, riboflavin transporter, member 3-B
Exons: 4
Coding region: 302-1669 (455 amino acids)
Biological process (GO): riboflavin transport
Cellular component (GO): plasma membrane
Molecular function (GO): riboflavin transmembrane transporter activity
Source: RefSeq, a predicted model, not a curated record
UCCUCCCUGAUCUCUUUUUCAUCAUGGCUGACGGAGUGGGCUGAGCACAUGGCUGUGUCUUCCAUUGGGUUAGAGGGUGAGAGUGUGCUACACAGGAAGCUUGCGCCUGCGCACUGUCUCCACAGUCAGUUGAACAGCGAGACAGAGAGUGUGUAAGCGCCCACAUGCCGGAUGAUGUAACUAGAAGCACCUUAUUUAGAAUGUGUUGAAUUCAAUCACAAAGUCAGUUGGCUAUAACAGCAUAAGAUGACCUUCAUUACUACCUGUUGGCUAAUCAAAAACUGAAAUCAUUCUCUGCAUCAUGUCACUGUUGACGCACGUGUUGGCUUGCCUCUUUGGCAUUGGGUCAUGGGUUGCCAUCAAUGGGAUGUGGGUUGAGCUCCCACUGAUUGUACCGAAGAUCCCUGAAGGUUGGUACCUGCCCUCCUACCUCACUGUAAUCAUCCAGUUGGCAAACAUUGGACCGCUGUUCAUCACACUUAUGCACCGCUUCAGGCCAGGAGCCCUGGAUGAGCGGCCAGUCAUCUACACCAUUGUAGGAUUGGGUGUCCUGGCCACUUUCCUACUGGCCUUCCUCUGGAAGCACACACUAUUUGUGGGAAAUGCUGUACACAGUGUAGCUCUGCUGUCUCUCAGUUUCCUACUGUCAGUGGUGGACUGCACCUCCUCUGUCACUUUCCUGCCUUUUAUGAUGAGGCUCCAGCCUCAGUACCUCACCACCUACUUCAUUGGAGAGGGUCUGAGUGGCCUGAUUCCAGCUCUGGUGGCUCUGAUUCAGGGUGUUGGGGUGGUUCAAUGCAAAAAUGCUACAGCUAAUGCAAAUUUUAGCAUGGUCAACUACACCGGGGGCACCAGUGGUGAACUGGAAGCACACUACCAGCCAGCUAACUUCUCUGUCCAGAUCUUCUUCCUGUUCCUCAGCACCAUGAUGGCAGUGUGCCUGGGUGCUUUCGUGAUGCUCAACUACCAUCCUUCAGUAGUACAAGAACAUAAAUGUGAGAAGUAUCUUGAUGAUACAAAGCACCAAGAGAAGGCUGACAUUAGCCUCACCCUGCAGAACCAUCCUGCAGAACAGACACCCAUGCUGGAACAUCCAGAAGGUCCAGCAAAUGAACCUCGCAGCACCUUUGGGAAAGGCACCUACAGCAGAGCAGAGGUGGUCUUCAUUUUUGUUGUUCUGGCUUGGGUUAAUGCAUUAACCAAUGCAGUUCUCCCUUCAGUACAAUCCUACUCCUGCCUGCCAUAUGGUAAUCAGGCCUAUCACUUGGCGACUACUAUGGCUGCAGUGGCUAACCCUGUGGCCUGCUUUAUCGCCAUGUUUUUCCCAAUCAGGUCUCUGAUGCUGAUGGGGGUUUUAACAGUCACUGGUACAGGAUUUGGGGCCUACAUCAUGGGCAUGGCAGCACUGAGUCCCUGUCCUCUAUUGGUUCAUCAUGAAUUAGGAGCUGCACUCAUGGUGAUAACUUGGGUGAUAUUUGUCCUCACUCUGUCCUACGUGAAGGUGAUUAUUGGGGUGAUCCUGCGAGAUGAAGGACACAGCGCUCUCGUGUGGUGUGGUGCUGUAGUACAACUCGGUUCCAUGUUAGGGGCCAUGUCAAUGUUUCCUUUAGUCAGUGUGUAUGGACUCUUCAAAUCAGGCCAUCCAUGUAACACUAAGUGCCCUAAAUGAAACAAGCUUAAUUAAAUGAUAGCAAAUGUAAUGCCUAGAUAUGUUACAUACAUACUGUUACAUUACAUUCCCUGUGUAUUUCAAGAAAAACAAACAAAGGACAGAGGACCAGUUGUGAAUACACUGUAGCCUAAGACAAUAUUUUUACUCGUUCAAAAACUCUACUGAAAUGUUAAACAAGAAAUAAUUUGUUCUCUUUUCUCACAUACUUGCACUAUGUUACGUAACCUUUAAGUGCACUACAUUAGUUACACUAGCUAUAAUGUUACAGACCAAUAUAAAGAUAUAUUUGUCUGUCAUAUUUAAUGUUAAUUUAACUGAUGCUUACUGAAAAGUGCCUUCCUAGUAUUCUAUUUAAAACCGGUGUUCAUUUUUUGCAUGUUUUAAAUGGUUUACUAUGUUUUUUUAAGUUGUAAUGCUUUAAUAAAAAAUUGCUGGUCAAGUUAAAUAUUAAA